Molecule: messenger RNA, 1983 nt
Organism: Ipomoea triloba (trilobed morning glory)
Lineage: Eukaryota; Viridiplantae; Streptophyta; Magnoliopsida; Solanales; Convolvulaceae
Product: SUPPRESSOR OF GAMMA RESPONSE 1
Exons: 6
Coding region: 236-1660 (474 amino acids)
Biological process (GO): regulation of DNA-templated transcription
Cellular component (GO): nucleus
Molecular function (GO): transcription cis-regulatory region binding; DNA-binding transcription factor activity
Source: RefSeq, a predicted model, not a curated record
UAUGAACUGAGGGGGUGGGACGAAAGAUUGGUCAAGAAAGACGAAGCGAAUAUUAUUCACUAAAUUUGUUAGGGUGUGGGGGUGACAGACUGACAGUGUGUAUUGAACUACUGUUAAGAUGGAGUCAAACUGCAUUUGGUAAAGGGAGUUGAGAAGAGUUUCAGAGAGGGCAACUUUUGAAACACAGCAUUACAGAAAUUAGGGUGUUUGAUUCUUCUCAUCUUACAGCUUUCCCAUGGCCAGACCUUCAUGGUUGGUUGACAGUAAGAGAAUUGCAACAAAGAUUAGAAGUGCAUCAGAUGAUCCAGGAAAUAUUAACUGGAAAAGCAAUCCUACAAGAACUUGCCCCAGUUGCCACUAUAUUAUUGACAAUAGUGAUGAAACUCAUGAGUGGCCAGGAUUGCCAAGAGGUGUGAAGUUUGAUCCGUCUGAUCAAGAGAUUAUCUGGCACUUACUUGCAAAAGUUGGCCUUAAUGAUUUGAAAUCUCAUCCGUUUAUUGAUGAGUUCAUUCCGACAGUUAAUGAAGAUGAUGGGAUAUGCUACACUCAUCCUCAAAAUUUACCUGGUGUUAAGCAGGAUGGCACCGUUUCCCAUUUCUUUCACAGAGCUAUCAAAGCCUAUAACACUGGAACUCGAAAGCGUCGAAAGAUACAUGGCGAUAAUUUUGGAGAUGUUCGUUGGCACAAGACUGGUCGCACUAAACCUGUGGUCUUGGAUGGUAUACAAAGAGGGUGUAAGAAGAUAAUGGUUCUCUAUGUGAGCUCGGGCAAGGGUGGGAAAGCGGAGAAAACAAAUUGGGUGAUGCACCAAUAUCACCUCGGAACAGGGGAAGAUGAAAGGGAAGGGGAAUACGUUGUUUCCAAAGUGUUUUAUCAGCAACAGCAAGUGAAGCAAAGUGAGAAAAACGAACUUGAAUCUCCCGAGGAAACUGAAUGUUUGGAUGGUAAGAAAGAUCCUUCUACUCCCAAAACUGUGACUCCUGAACCCCUUCACACAGAAACGAGACCAUCGAGUUUCGUUGCAGGACUGGAGACCCCUAUUGCCUAUAUCAGCUCUAAUAUUCAGCAACGGGAAGUGGAUUACACAGAGGCUGACAUGGAGAUUCCAUUGGAGAAGGCUGAUAAUCAAGUCGAAAUCACACAGAAUCAAACCGAACAAAUGGAGUUGCAAAAUGAGAAUGAAGGUGGUGAGGAGCGGAAAUGGUGGGAUAGUGAAUCACAGAAUCUGUUAGACUCGCAACAGCUUGUGGAAGGGUUGUCCUUAUGUGAUGAACUUCUCCAGAGCCAAUCUCCAAGUAGGGAUGGGAAUCAAAACGGUAAAGAGCAUAAGUCCACAUCCUGUCUUUCUGAUUAUAGACACUUAGGGCCAGAGAAUUUUAAAAAGGAUCUAGAGGAGUGCCAAGAAUUGGUCCUAGAUGUGCCACCCACAAAUCAAAGCGGUAAAGAGAAAAAGUGCAUGCCCCAUCUCUCUGAUUAUGGACACUUAGGGACUGAGAAUUUUAAGUUAUUAGAAAACAGCCAAGAGUUGGUUCUUGACCCUGAAAACAUAAUGCUAGAUACACCUCCCGACUUUCGGCUAAGCCAACUUGAGUUUGCAUCUCAGGACAGUUAUAUUGCUUGGGGCGGGAACAAUCUUGAUUCCACUGAGCAAGGUAGCUGAUAUCAUCAUUUGACCUGCACUUGUGAUCCGAAGGGACUGGUAUUAAUUUUGCUGAGUUUUGCGUGGGUGAUUAUGUAAGGCUGCUAGUACGUAGCAUUACCUAUUUUGUACAAUGCACUGCUUAUGUAACCGUCCUGUGCCACUGCAUUUCAAUAUGCGUUUUUGGAACUUGAUCAACUGCACGGCGGCCAACUACCUUAUUUCCAUAGCAGCAACGAGAUAUCAAUCGUCUAUCUUGUUCUGUUGCUAAUGUAUUGUUUGUAUAUGUACUCAACCAACUGCAUAUUAAUGGCAUAUUAACUAUUUGGUUUACUACCAUAAAA